GUAUUUACACCAUAAGUGUUAAAACCCGGCUAUCUCUCUCUCCGACGUGAUUUUUCCGGCGAUGGAAGACAUAGAGGAUCUGUUAGUUGGAAAUGGAAGCUCUCCACCUGGAUUCAGGCUGCCGAUGGCGGCGGCUAUCGGCAUCAAUCCGAAUAAGAAGAGGAACGUCAAUCAAUCCAACCUCAGAAAGAGUCUUAUGGAUAAUAGCUCGCACCUUGCUUCUAUGACUCCCGCAGUCCCUGGAACUCAGACGAUUUACUUGAAAACAUUUGGCUGUUCGCAUAAUCAGAGUGACAGUGAAUAUAUGGCGGGUCAACUGUCAGCAUUUGGUUAUUUACUUACUGAGAAUCCUGAAGAGGCAGACUUGUGGCUUGUAAACACUUGCACAGUCAAGUCACCAAGCCAGUCUGCUAUGGAUACACUGAUAUCAAAAUGCAAGACUGCAAAAAAGCCCUUGGUGGUGGCAGGUUGUGUUCCUCAGGGAAGUCGCAAUCUGAAAGAGCUUGAAGGUGUCAGUAUUGUUGGAGUCCAGCAAAUUGAUCGUGUAGUUGAAGUUGUAGAAGAGACUUUGAAAGGGCAUGAAGUGCGGCUUUUAAACCGCAAGACUUUACCUGCACUUGAUCUCCCAAAGGUGAGAAAGAAUAAAUUCGUUGAGAUUCUUCCCAUUAAUGUCGGUUGUUUAGGUGCUUGCACCUAUUGCAAGACAAAACAUGCUCGUGGACAUUUAGGAAGCUACACUAUUGACAGCCUUGUAGGGCGAGUUCGAAAUGUCAUAGCUGAUGGAGUGAAAGAGAUUUGGCUGAGCAGUGAAGACACUGGUGCAUAUGGCCGUGACAUUGGAACUGAUCUUCCAAAAUUGCUGAGAGCAAUUGUUGCAGAGCUUCCCUUGGAUGGAAGCACAAUGCUUCGCAUUGGGAUGACUAAUCCUCCCUACAUUUUGGAGCACUUAAAAGAUAUUGCCGAAAUUUUGUGUCACCCAUGUGUAUAUUCAUUUCUCCAUGUACCAGUACAAUCUGGGAGUGAUGCUGUCUUAUCUGCAAUGAAUCGGGAAUACACUGUGAGUGAGUUCAGGAGAGUAGCAGACACAUUAAUUCAGCUUGUCCCAGGGAUGCAGAUUGCCACAGAUAUAAUUUGUGGAUUCCCUGGUGAAACUGAUGAAGAUUUUGGUGAAACUGUUAGCCUUAUAAAGGAGUACAAGUUGCCGCAAGUUCACAUAUCACAAUUUUACCCACGACCUGGCACUCCCGCUGCAAGGAUGAAAAAGGUUCCGAGUGCAGUGGUCAAGAAUCGUAGUCGUGAACUGACAACUGUUUUUGAAUCAUUCACACCAUACGACACUAUGGGUGGAAAAACAGAGAGGAUAUGGAUCACUGAUAUCGCUACAGAUGGAAUCCAUUUGGUGGGUCACACUAAGGGAUAUAUACAGGUGCUGGUGUCUGGACCUGAAACCAUGUUGGGUACCAUAGCAGUUGUAAAAAUAACAACAGUUGGAAGGUGGUCUGUUUUCGGUGAGGUGAUUGAUACAUUGGAUCACAUAAAUAAGAAAAAAGAUUUGGUUCAAAACAAAUCUAAACCCGAGGACCGCGUUAAAAAAUGUCCCAAUUCUGAGGAUACUUGUUCAUGUAAUAAAGAGGCGGAGCCUUGUGCAUGUGAAAACCAAUCUUGCGGUAAAACAAGUUUAUCGGAAGAUACAAAUAGAUUAAGCACGUUUGGAUGGUUGUUAAGGCAAAGAAAGCAUCUACAGAAGAGAAUGGGUAAGAGUAUGAAAACCGAAGAAGAGCAGCUGAAGAGUGGGUAUGAAGUGAAGAAAUGUGAGCAGUGGGGGGAUUUUAUCGAUAGGGCGCUUUUGGGUGGGAUUCUUGUUAGUUUAUUAGCAAUUUUAGCCCUAGCUUAUUACAAUUUGAGAUAGAUUUCAAGACGGUUUGUUUGUUGAGAGAAUGCUAUUUCCUGUUGUUUUGCAUGUUUUGCUGUAACUUAUUUGGUAUUUUGGAUACUUAAAUUAAAUAGGUUAUUUUUAACUGGAAAGCUUUGAUGUCACAUGAAUUUGUUUUAUUUUA
Messenger RNA from Impatiens glandulifera, 2057 nucleotides. Its product is annotated as threonylcarbamoyladenosine tRNA methylthiotransferase. Gene Ontology annotation, molecular function: 4 iron, 4 sulfur cluster binding; tRNA (N(6)-L-threonylcarbamoyladenosine(37)-C(2))-methylthiotransferase activity. The record is from RefSeq and is a predicted model, not a curated record. The coding region runs from base 62 to 1909 and encodes 615 amino acids. Gene Ontology annotation, biological process: tRNA methylthiolation. Lineage: Eukaryota; Viridiplantae; Streptophyta; Magnoliopsida; Ericales; Balsaminaceae. Gene Ontology annotation, cellular component: endoplasmic reticulum. The transcript is spliced from 11 exons.